Molecule: messenger RNA, 1105 nt
Organism: Episyrphus balteatus (marmalade hoverfly)
Lineage: Eukaryota; Metazoa; Arthropoda; Insecta; Diptera; Syrphidae
Gene: RpL23A
Product: 60S ribosomal protein L23a
Exons: 4
Coding region: 80-982 (300 amino acids)
Biological process (GO): translation; ribosomal large subunit assembly
Cellular component (GO): ribosome; cytosolic large ribosomal subunit
Molecular function (GO): rRNA binding; structural constituent of ribosome
Source: RefSeq, a predicted model, not a curated record
UUCAAUUUUUCGAACAUCUCUCUUUCCGGCAUUUGACAAAGACAAAAAACCUUCCUUUCUAUUUCUUUUUUCGUUAAAAAUGGCACCCAAAAAGCCAGCAGAGAAGUCCGCAAAGUCGGGAGACAAAAAACCUGAGAAGAAGCCUGCCGCCGCUGCCCCAGCCAGUGGAGCUUCUGGAUCUGGUGCUGCCAAGCCAGCUGCCGCUAAACCAGCAGCAGCUAAGCCAGCCGCAGCUGCUCCCAAGAAGCCAGCAGCAGCUGAAAAGAAACCAGCUGCCGCAGCUGGUGCUGCCAAGAAGGCCCCAGCCAAGAAGCCAGCAGCCGCCGCAAAGAAACCAGCAGGAGCUGCCAAGAAGGCUGCCCCAACCAAGAAGGUCGGAGUCAAGGCUGCCGCCAAGCCCAAGUCCAAGGAUGCCAAGGGCAAGAAGGUUGCUGGCAAACCACAAUCGGUGGCUGCCAAGCUCGCUGCCAAGGCCAAGGCUAAGGCUCUCUUGAAGGCCAGAAAACCAACCAAACCAGGCCAAAAAUUGCAAAAGGGUACCGCCAAGGCUAAGGCUGUUGCUUUGUUGAAGGCCAAGAAGGCACAAACCAAGGUCAUCAAGGGUGCUUUUGGUACACGUACCAGGAAGGUCCGCACCAAUGUCCACUUCCGUAGACCAAAGACCUUGAAAUUGCCCCGCAAUCCUAAAUACCCAAGGAAGUCUGUCCCAACCAGGAAUCGCAUGGAUGCCUACAAUAUCAUCAAAUAUCCAUUGACCACUGAAGCAGCAAUGAAGAAGAUCGAAGACAACAACACUUUGGUCUUUUUGACCCAUUUGAGGGCCAACAAGAACCACAUUCGUGCUGCUGUUCGCAAACUUUACGACAUUAAGGUCGCUAAAGUGAACAUUCUCAUUAGGCCCGAUGGACAAAAGAAGGCUUACGUGCGAUUGGCUAGGGAUUACGACGCGUUGGAUAUUGCCAACAAGAUUGGAAUCAUAUAAACAGUUGAAUUUACUGUUAUUUUUUAUAUGUAGAUAUAGCGUGUGUUUGGGCUAGCAGCGAUGUGGUCCAAGUGUUCGUUUUAAAAACAAACUAAAAAUAAAAUCUUACAAAAAAAAUUAAAA